CAUAAAUAUCAGAGCCUCGUAAAGAACAUAGAUAUAUGUACAUAGCUUUAUUAUUUAUAUAUAUAUAAAUAAGUGUACAUAGUAUAUGUACAUAUAAAAGCGAGCAAUUUGAACACAUUAAAAUAUACGCACCAGCCAGGCUUUGAUAGUUCAUCAGUGUAGUACAAUAUGGCGGAUUCCUUGCCCAAAGAACAGCUUGAUGUGCUCACUAAUGUGUAUCAUCUGACCACAAAGAAGCAGCUAUCGGACGUAGCGAAGAAACCGAAGACAGUGGAGAAACUGGUCGAUAUUAGCAAAGUGGCCGGAAUAUCAGCAGGCACGCCGGCCGACAAAAACGUAGCCACCAUUCUGUACGCGUUCUCAAGCAAAUUCCCGGAGAAAAAUCGCACGGAGAGCCGAGACUAUGUCGCCAAAUGCAUAGCUGAGGGGAAGAUCAAGAACACCAUGCAGCUGGAAGCCGCGUGUGAGUACUUUGAGGAUAUCGAAAACUUCGACAAGCCCGUAGAUCAGUCUAAGUUUGAGAAGAACUGUGGUGUGGGUGUAGAGGUUACGGAUGAGCAGGUGGAGCAGGUCGUCAAGGAUGUGUUCGCGGACAUGAAGGAAAAGAUCGAGGCAGAGCGGUACAGGACUGAGAUGAAACCGAUCAUCUCUGCCGUCAAGGCGAAACAACCGUGGGCCGCCGGUAAGCCCAUCAUGCAGAGCAUUGACAAGUGCAUGCUCGAGUUAUUAGGUCCCAAAGACGACCGCGACAAAGUAGUGAAGGUCAAGAAAGAGAAAAAGCCCGUCAAAACGGAGCAGGCGGUUGAGGCUGACAGUGCAAAGGACUAUGUUGGGGCUGUGGCGAUGUUCCACAAAGUGGGCGAGAACUACAAGACUCAGGGAUACGUCACCACACCCCACACCAUGGAUCUGCUGAAGCAACACUUGAAGGAAACCGGAGGUAAAGUGGUGACUCGAUUCCCACCAGAGCCCAACGGUAUUCUGCAUAUCGGACACGCCAAGGCUAUGAAUCUCAACUUUGGCUAUGCCAAGGCUAACGACGGUAUCUGCUACUUACGGUACGAUGACACCAACCCCGAGGCAGAGGAGGACCGAUACUUCAAGGGCAUCCGUGAUAUGGUGGAAUGGCUGGGCCACGAGCCGUACAAGGUCACGCACUCGUCAGACUACUUUGAACGACUCUAUGACUGUGCCAUUGAGCUGAUCAAACGAGAUAAGGCCUACGUUGACCAUCAGACGGCCGAACAAAUUAAAGCGGAGCGUGGUGGUGAGAAGGGCGAGGGUGAGCGCACAGAGAGUCCCUACCGCAACCGACCCAUUGCCGAGAGUCUGCGGAUCUUUGAAGAGAUGCGACAGGGACUCUGGGCUGAAGGAUCGGCCAUUUUGCGCAUGAAAAUGGACAUGAAGAACGGCAAUCCGCAGAUGUGGGACCUGAUCGCCUACCGCAUCAAGUUCUCUCACCACGUGCGCACGGGCAAUGCGUGGUGCAUCUACCCCUCCUACGACUUCACGCACUGUCUGUGCGACAGUUUCGAGAACAUCAGCCAUUCGCUCUGCACCAUGGAGUUCACACAGGCACGUGUGUCGUACUACUGGCUGUGCAAUGCUCUGGACAUCUACUGCCCUGUACAGUGGGAGUAUUCACGCCUCAACCUCACAAACACCAUCCUGUCAAAACGAAAGGUGCUGAAACUGAUCGCUGAGGGCUAUGUGAAUGACUGGGACGACCCCCGUCUACACACUCUUCCAGCACUCAAGCGAAGAGGGUUCACGCCCAAGGCUAUCAACAGACUCUGCGACCAGGUGGGUAUCACCGUCAACACAACCACGAUUGCCAUGGCCCGCCUUGACGGCUGCGUGCGAGAUGACCUGAACGUCAUCGCGCCUAGAGCUAUGGCGCUACUAGAUCCCAUCAAGGUGACGAUUAGCAACUUCAAAGAGGACAAGAAAGACGCGGUAGAUGUACCGAACAUUCCCUUUAACGAGAGCGCAGGCAACCACACUCUCCAAUUCGACAAGGUUCUGUAUAUUGAUCGCGACGACUACCGUGAUGCGGCUGAUAAGAACUACCGCCGAUUCGCACAGGACCAAAGUAUUGGACUCAAGUAUCGAGGAGUGGUGUUGUUCUGUGAAGACGUGACGCGGAAUAGUGCGAAUGAGGUCACCGAAAUUACCGCCUGUUACGAGGAACUGACGAAAGAGAACAAACCCAAGGCAUUCAUCCAUUGGGUGUGCAAUCCAAUCCCUUGCGAGAUCAGAUUGUACGACAUUUUGCUGCGUGACGAUGGUGACGAGGACGGCAAGAACUUCCUGAAGAACGUCAACAGUCAAUCACUUAUUGUGAAGCCCAAUGCUCUAGUCGACCCCAGUGUGCGAGAUGCUCCUGUAGGCACCCAAUACCAAUUCGAGCGUGUGGGCUACUUCUGCAAAGACCCUGACUCCACAGCCGACCGCCCGGUCUUCAACUUGACUGUCAGCUUGAAGGAGGACGCAGGCAAAGUUUAGUAUGCUCGAGAAUAGCUGUUUAAUUUGAAUUAUUUUGACUAUAGUGCAUGGCUUGAAAGAGACCACAGGCAAAGUGUAGUAUGCUCAAUAAUAUGUUUAGCCUUUUAGAGUGAAGGAGAUCGCCGGGGACGUUUAAGUUUAACGUAUUAAAGAACUCGGCUGUCAGCGUGAAGGAGGACGCGGGUAUUUUCAGCAUGUACCAGGUUCUUGGUUCCUCUCUAAACAUCCCUAUAUAUAUGUGAGAUAGAUACCUAGACUUUAGCCUAUUUCGAAUUCCCAGUGGCUCCGAACAUUGUUGGUAAUGGACAAUAAACAGGGAGCGUUAAGCAUGGUCGACGACUCUGUUACCUCGCAUGAUCAGCAGCUCAGAGCGCACGGGAACUAGUAUGUUCAAGGAUCUUGGUCGCCUUUAGAACGUUCCUAAUUAUUCGAAAUAAACAUCGGCAUAUUCACGAACCUUGGAUUGUCUCCGG
Sphaeroforma arctica JP610 is the source of this 2978-nucleotide messenger RNA. RefSeq lists its product as hypothetical. The coding region runs from base 169 to 2505 and encodes 778 amino acids. Lineage: Eukaryota; Ichthyosporea; Ichthyophonida. Gene Ontology annotation, molecular function: ATP binding; glutamine-tRNA ligase activity. The record is from RefSeq and is a predicted model, not a curated record. Gene Ontology annotation, cellular component: aminoacyl-tRNA synthetase multienzyme complex; cytoplasm; cytosol. Gene Ontology annotation, biological process: translation; glutaminyl-tRNA aminoacylation. The transcript has 17 exons.